Molecule: messenger RNA, 893 nt
Organism: Mytilus trossulus (common blue mussel)
Lineage: Eukaryota; Metazoa; Mollusca; Bivalvia; Mytilida; Mytilidae
Exons: 4
Coding region: 210-734 (174 amino acids)
Biological process (GO): oxygen transport; response to hypoxia
Molecular function (GO): oxygen binding; oxygen carrier activity; heme binding
Source: RefSeq, a predicted model, not a curated record
UGAAAUAAUCGUUAGAAAGUGAAUCUAAUCAAAACAGUUGUAUCUAACAUUCAAUUCAACUCUUUAAGUUCGAGAUCAAAUCGAGAGAAAAAAAUACAUUAUUUGGAUGAAGACUUGUGCUACUUUGGUAUCCUGUCGAGUUAAGUAGAGUAAACGACGAUCCUGUUCCUCGUCUUUGGUUGGACUCAAGAGGGACAUAAAACAGACAUAUGAGUGUAAAAGAUUUCCGCUUCAGUGGAAUGGGUUGUUCUGGGUCUACAGGACCACAGCCUGGACUCACAGAAAGUCACAAGACUACAGUUAAAAAAUCAUGGGCCAGUUUUGUCAAGAAGGGAGAUUUGACAGACCUAGGAAUGCCAAUGUUUAUAAAAUUGUUUGAAGAAGCCCCAGAGGUUAAGCCAUUGUUUAAAUUUGCAGACACAAGUAACGGUAACGAAAAUAUCAAGUUACGAAAUCACGUCAAAGGUGUGUUCGAAGUUGUUGGUGUAGCAGUUGAUACGAUCGAUGAUUUGACAAAACUUAAUUCGAUAGUUGUUGAUCUUGGCAGUCGACAUUUCCACUACGGAACGAGGAGAGAACAUUUACCGGUUGUUGGCAAGUGUUUGAUUCACGCCCUAUCCGAAGGCCUUGGUGAUGAAUUUACAGAAGAUACAAAAAAUGCAUGGCUUUCCUUUUACAACUGGUUGGGAGGUUGUUUCGCAAAGGGAGUUUCCACAGAAUCUCGGAAGAAAUAGUUAACCUCAUCUAUUCAUUUGUCAUGUCAUAUAACUAUCAUUAAGCAAUGCUGACAAAGUAUAAUUCAAUUUUAUAAAUUGCAUUACUGUGUUGAAAUAUAACUGCUACUUAGAAAGACAUUGGUUAUAAAAUCAAAAUAAAUAAUCAUCAUCAUUAUA